Molecule: messenger RNA, 1760 nt
Organism: Contarinia nasturtii (swede midge)
Lineage: Eukaryota; Metazoa; Arthropoda; Insecta; Diptera; Cecidomyiidae
Product: aldo-keto reductase family 1 member B1-like
Exons: 6
Coding region: 483-1469 (328 amino acids)
Molecular function (GO): oxidoreductase activity
Source: RefSeq, a predicted model, not a curated record
UAGCAACAUAGCACACCGGUGUCUGGUUCAGUUAUAUACUUUUUUUUCUCUCUUUGGGGGAAUAAAAACUCUCAACAAAGUAUUCGAAUAGUACAGUCUUGCAAAUUGAUUCGACACCAGAAGUGUUUGUGCGUUUUGAAGUGCGUUCCAAUUGAAAAGUGUACAAAUCCCGUCGUGGUUUUGCACGUCUAUUCAUUCUUCUUGUGAAUUAUUACGUGCAAAUGCGAAUGAUAGUGUGUGUGUUUGUUUGUCUUUUCAACAUUAGUGUGGCAAAGAGCUGAGCAAAUAAAUCUCUUGAUUUCAAUUGUUCAAUUGAACGUGUGUGCGCGUUCAUUACACUCUAAUUGAAUGUUUCGAGCUUGCUGUUUGACCUUUGACUUUUUUAAUAUCAAAAUUCAUUUAGCUUUGCUCUUUUGAAAAAAUUUCAAACAAUUGGCACUAUUUUCCGCUUGAUUUUUUUUUUGAAAUUGAAAUCAAUUAAAAUGCGAUAUUUCAUUGCGGCCGUUUCAUUUUUGAUAUCCGUAUAUUGUGUACCGUAUUAUCAACAACCAAUAUUUGCUCCGGUCGUCCAACUUAACAAUGGAUAUACGAUGCCCAUCGUUGGUCUUGGCACUUAUUCGGCAACGGGCGCACAGUGCGAACAAGCGGUGAAGGAUGCUAUCGAUGCUGGUUAUCGUCAUAUCGAUACAGCAUACUUGUAUGGAAACGAACGUGAAGUGGGAAAUGCAAUUCGAGCAAAAAUUCAAGAGGGUGUCAUCCGACGUGAGGAUGUUUUCGUAACAACAAAGUUGUGGAACACAUUUCAUGAGCCCGAUCAAGUUCCGUAUGCUUUUCAAAAGUCAUUGGAUAAUUUGGGCUUGGGAUACAUUGAUCUAUUUUUAAUGCAUUCGCCGGAAUCAUAUCAUCGUAUUGGAAAAGCUGGCCUAAAGCAUGCACCACAAACAAUUGAUGACAUUGAACUAUUUCCGAAAGAUGCUAGCGGACGAACGUUAACAUCGAAUGUUGAUUUUAUCGAUACAUGGCGUGCCAUGGAACAAUUAUUACAUACGGGUCUAGUGCGAAGUAUUGGCAUCAGCAAUUUUGAAAUUCCACAAGUUCAACGUCUCGAAUCGGCCGCUCAAAUAAAGCCAGUUGUUAAUCAAGUCGAAUGUCAUCCGAAUAAAAAUCAACGUCCAACCAUCGAAUAUUGUUCAUCUCGUGGCAUCGCUGUAACUGCAUACUCACCACUUGGACGACCGCAUGAGGCGAAUGGCAAACAAAUCGCAAUAUUCGAUCCAAAUGUUCAACUUAUUGCGGCUAGAUACAACAAAACACCAGCUCAAGUUAUUCUUCGAUUCACGGUUCAAAACGGAGCACUCGUUAUUCCAAAGUCAACAAACAAAGAACGAAUUGCAGGCAAUAUUGAUAUUUUCGAUUUUGAACUGGAUGUCCACGAAAUGGAAUAUCUGAAUGGGCUGAAUGGCCAGUAAAUAAUGCGCUUUAUUUUUUUUUUUCGUCUAUAAAAAUAAACUUGCGGCAGCAAAAUGAUGUUUUCCCGGUUCCAAGCCAUCGUUUUAAUGAUCAUUUAUUUUUUCGCUCUUUGUAAAAUAUAUGCUUAAUUCGUUCGUAGAUUUUAGAUUCUUUAUUUGCUGAAACCGGUUUCGUUUCGUUUCUUUUCUCUUCUCUCGCAUGUAAUUUUAUCUCGAACUUCUUCUUUUCAUACUCUUUAUAUUUUAUUUGUCGAAUAAAAAAUUAUGCAAAUUUACUUUGCACUAAUCGUA